This is a messenger RNA of Triticum turgidum subsp. durum (durum wheat), 3753 nucleotides long. The record is from the annotation of a GenBank genome assembly. NCBI's taxonomy places the organism in Eukaryota, Viridiplantae, Streptophyta, Magnoliopsida, Poales, Poaceae.
AUGGGGCAUAGCGCGAGGAAGAAGAAGAAGAAGGGCGGCGCCGGGCGCAAGGCGGCCAAGGACCACGCCGCGCAGCUCGAGGGCGACCAGACCGCGCUCACGGACGAGCUCACGGCGCUGGCUGCAAUUUUUCUCGAGGACUUCAAAAUAACUUCACAAUCACCUCACACCCGAUUUAGCAUAUGUAUCAGGCCUUACUCUGAUGGCAUGGGCUUUGGAGAUUUAAAUGUUUCGGCUAUUCUUGACGUAAUUUGCUUUGCUGGUUACCCCCACAAGUGCCCAAAGUUGCGAAUCAUACCUGAGAAAAACUUGUGUAAAGAAGAUGCUGAUCGGCUACUUUCCCUUCUUUCUGACCAGGCAAACAUUUAUUCCCGAGAAGGGCGUGUUAUGAUUUUUGAUUUGGUAGAGGCUGCUCAAGAAUUCCUGUCAGCAAUUGCUCCAGCUACUGAUUCAACGACUACUGCUCCUCACUUAGGUUCAAAUACAAUACAGGAAGCAACUGACGCAGAUGUGAAAGCUAGCCUUGAUGGCGGUCCUUACCCUGGAAUCUUUUACAUCUAUAACUCAUUCGAUUUGUAUAAUCAACUAUAUGAUGAUAAUAGUUGGCAAAGGCAAGGUUUCGAUCCUACAACUGAUAAUGCCAAGAAAAAUAUUGGAUCUCAAGUCAAUUCAAAUGUUAGAAGCAAGAGGAAAACAGUCAAUGAGAAAUCCCGUUUUUCAGCCGAUAAGGUCAACGCUGCAAAAAAUUCAUCUCAGGAUAAUGGUGAACAGCAGCAUGCCAUGAAGCAUGGUGUUGUACGAGAGGUAGUUCCAAGUUUACCUGUUGUUGCAGAGGAAACUGAUAAUGACAGCAAAACUUUGUCCACAAGCAACAGAGGAGGUAUGGCAGAUACUCCAGAGAGGAGUUUCAGCAGUGUACAUGAAUCCGAGGACUCUGACCUUGCAGAUGAAGGUUGGAAUGAUGAAGAUUCUGCCCCAGACUCUGGCUCUUCAAAUGCACCAUCUCAUGUUUCAGACAUGUAUGAUGAUGCUUCGCAAAAUAAGAGAAGGGAUUUAAUUCUGGUACACUUGCUUCGGUUAGCCUGUGCAUCAAAGGAUUCUCUUUCAGCUGCUUUGCCAGUAAUAUCAUCGGAGUUAUGCAACAUAGGGGUUCUUUCUGAAUGGGCUAAGCAAUUAAUUUCUGAAUCUCCUGCUGUUUUUGGGGAAACUUUUGAUCAUGUUUUUGGGCAACAAAUGAUAUCUUCAGAGUGCUCUCUAUUUUGGAGGGCUGACAAUUCAUCGUCUAGGCCAAACUCCCGUUAUUUGAAUGAUUUCGAAGAGCUCCGUUCACUUGGUCAGGGGGGCUUUGGCCGUGUGGCAUUGUGUAAAAACAAGCUCGAUGGACGCCAAUAUGCUGUAAAGAAGAUACGCCUCAAGGAUAGAAGUCCUCAAGUGAAUGAAAAGAUUCUGAGAGAAGUUGCCACACUUUCACGAUUGCAGCAUCAGCAUGUUGUUCGUUACUACCAGGCAUGGGUUGAAACUGAAUAUGGUCAACAUAAUGUUGUGAACACUGGGGGGUCACGCACUGCUGAGAGCUCUAUGUACAGUUUCGACGAGAUCAGCUUGUCAGAUUCAGGUGCUGGAAAUAAGCAGGAAUGCACAUACUUGUACAUCCAAAUGGAGUAUUGUCCUAGAACCCUGCGACAGGACUUUGAGACAUAUAGUUCAUCUUUCAAUGUCGACCAUGCAUGGCACCUAUUUCGACAAAUCGUGGAAGGCCUAGCACAUGUUCAUAGUCAAGGCAUCAUACACCGGGACUUGACACCUAGCAACAUAUUUUUUGAUGUGCGCAACGACAUCAAAAUUGGAGAUUUUGGUCUUGCCAAAUUUCUAAAGCUGGAGCAGCUGGAUCAUGACCAAUAUAUUCCUACUGAAGGAAUGGGUGUUUCAAUGGAUGGAACAGGUCAAGUAGGCACCUAUUUUUAUACUGCACCAGAGGUAGAACAGAAGUGGCCACAGAUAAACGAAAAGGUUGACAUGUACAGUGCGGGUGUUAUAUUCUUUGAGCUUUGGCAUCCAUUUUCAACAGCAAUGGAAAGACAUCUUGUUCUCACUGAUCUUAAACAGAAAGGCGAGUCUCCAGUAUCAUGGUCAACACAAUAUCCUGGUCAAUCAAAUCUAUUAAGACGCUUACUAUGCCCAAGCCCGUCCGAACGUCCAUCUGCGAUUGAGCUUUUGCAAAAUGACUUGCCUCCUCGGAUGGAGGACGAGUGGUUAAAUGAUGUACUUAGAAUGAUACAGACACCUGAAGACACUUACGUUUAUGAUCGAGUUAUAUCUACAAUAUUUAAUGAAGAUCGACUGGUCGCCAAAAUGCAAUGUCAGCAUGAAAGCAGUAAAAAAACCACUUAUAAAAAUGAUAACAGUGAACUCUUGGAUUCCAUUAUUGAGGUUAGCAAAGAGGUUUUUAAGCGACAUUGUGCUAAAAGGUUCCAGAUAUCACCCUUGCAUACAUUGGAUGGAAAAUUUACUGAAAAUAGUGGAAAGACAGUGAAGAUCCUAACACAAGGAGGAGAGAUGCUAGAACUUUGCUAUGAGCUGCGAACACCAUUUGUUAUGAACGUUGCUGCUAACCAGUUAUCAUCAUGUAAGCGUUAUGAAAUAUCAUGGGUUCACAGAAGAGCAGUUGGCCAUUCAACUCCUUAUCGUUUUCUUCAGGGUGAUUUUGACAUCAUUGGAGGUUCUUCACCAAUAACACAUGCCGAAGUUAUCAAGGUAGCUUUGGACCUUGUGAGACGUUUUUACAAUUCGAAGGCAAUAGUUAUUCGGCUGAAUCAUAGCAAACUCGCUGAAGCAGUUUGUUCCUGGGCAGGAGUUCCUCAGGAACGAAGACAGAAUGUUGCUGAGUUUCUAUCUUCUACUCUUGUUCAAUAUUGCCCAAAUAAGGCGGAUCGUAAGUCACAGUGGAGUUUGAUUCGAGGGCAACUAUUACAGGAUCUUCGUCUUUCUGAAGAAGUUGUUGAGAAGCUGCAUAAAGCAGAUCAGCGGUUUUGUGGAUCUGCAGAUCUAGUACUUGCUAGAUUAAGAGGGACCCUUUUCUAUGAUAAAUCUGCUUGCAAGGCUCUUGAUGAUCUCUCCACUUUCCUCAAAUGUUUGAGGGUAUGGUCAGUUGAAGAACAUAUUGCUAUUGAUGUACUUAUGCCUCCUUCAGACUAUUACUACACGGAUCUGUUUUUUCAGAUCUACUCAAAAGAAGGUAGUCCUGCGUCGAGUUCCCAUGAAAAGCUGCUUGCUGUUGGCGGGCGAUAUGAUAUGUUGAUGGAAAAUGCUUGGGAUAAGACACAUGUAAAAACCAAACCCCCGGGUGCUGUUGGUGUGAGCAUUGCACUUGAGAAAUUCCUUCCUAAUAAUCCUUCAUCUGACGUUGGGUUGCCAAGGAUUGAAAAUAGCAUCAGUGUACUUGUAUGUUCAAAGGGUGGCGGCGGACUCUUAAACGAGCGCAUGGAACUUGUUGCAGAACUUUGGGAAGCUAACAUAAAGGCCCAGUUUGUUCCUCAGGAAGACCCAAGUCUUCAAGAACAAUAUGAGUACGCCAGUGAUCAUGACAUCAAAUGCCUUGUGUUUAUCACUGAAGCAGGUCUUUCGCAAACAGAUCUUGUGAAGGUUAGACAUCUCGAUGCAAGAAAGGAGAAAGAUGUUGAAAAGGAAGAAAUUGUGAAGUUCCUGUCUGAAGCAAUAUCUUUACAGUUCAAAAAUCCUACAAUCUGGAGUUGA